AAACGAGUUAAUAAUCUUAGUAGGCGUGUCGUAUGAAGUCACGUGAACUUACUUGAGCUUCUGUGUUGGAGCUUUAAUUUUAGAGUGUGCUGUAUGGCUGUAAUAAAGGCAGAGUUGAUGAUAAAAAGGAGGAGGCGUGUUUAGAGUUGGCACUCUCCGUCUGUCGUGGCAGUGUAAGGAAUACGAGUGAACGUCAUGUGUGCCGUAGCAAGAGUCUCGCAGCCACGGGUGCACUAUCCGGGAAUCGGUUACCAGCCGCCAAUCAGCCCCAUCUACCGAUCGACGAAGGUUGCUGUGACCCUCAAUCCAACAGGAGGUACUAUUGACACCAUUCAAUCUCAACCACAUCAUUCAGUCAAGGGAGGAUCUGGCAUUGAAGCUCGAGAUCAUCCACAUGUUUCUUCCAAACAACCAGCAAGUAAGACAAUACCUUCUAAUGAAGUUACCAAAGAAAAGAAACGAAAAUCUUCUUCCACAAAGGAUGGUGGAAAGCUGGGAACUUCAUCUAAUAACAUUACUCAACCAUUCACAGAAAUCUUUGGUCCCUCACUCAAGCCUCACCCUUCAGAUUCUGGAACCAAGCAGAAGGAAAGUGGAGCUAACAUGCCAAGUUCCAAAUCAUUGUAUGGAAAGUUAUCUUCAAGUAAAGAAACAAAACCUGCAUCAUUUCCAAAGGACAAAAGUAAGGAGACAAAAGAUGUGAAGUUUCACAAUAAAGAAGUGAAAGAAAUACCUAAACGACCUCAGUCACCAUGCCAGAGUUUAAGUUCAAGUGGAACAAAAGUGACCAAAAAAAGAAAACGCAGUGCUUCAGCAUCAUCAGUGGCCAUUUCUGUUAUAUCUACUGAGAGUUCCUUAAAAGAUAAGCAACAGAAAGACAGAAAGGAUAAGAAAGAUGGUCAACACAAAACACAAACUAAAGCUGGCCCCUCAGAGAAGGAACAUGAUAAAUCUACCAAAUCAUCUUCACAGAUAUCAUCCAACAGCUCUCUAAAAACAAAAACUGAAGUGAAGAAAAAGAAAGAAAAGAAGAAGGAUGGUCAAUCAGAUGAGAGUAAUAUAAAAAAUUCAACAUCCAAACCAAGAAAAUUAAAAGAAGAAAAAAGUUAUCACGUACUAGUUCCCACAGACGUUGAAAAUCUUAUAAAGUUGCCCGAUGAUGGUAACAGCAGUCCUGCCUCAAGCAUUAGCCUGUGUUCCUUAGCCACUGGAGGGAUCCAUGGUCCUCUUGCUGCAAUGAUGGCAGAGAUGGAAAAAGAGAGUAAGUUACUGUCUCCACUGUCAAGCAGUCCUGGUUCCCCAACUGGAGCUCGUCUAAAGAGUAAAGAAAUGUUAGAUUUGAAUGAUAGAGAGACUGAAGAAAAACUUGAUGUUGUUAAAACUAACAAAGUGAGAAAAGACUUGCUACUUCCUAAACAUGAAACAGAUCAGGUUAGAGUGUCGGAAGGAACAGUGGAACAUCAUUCCCAGUGUGAUCCAAGCUACAUGGCUGAAUUAGAGAAACUUAGACAACAGAUAAUGUGUCUAAGAGAUCGUGGUCAUAUCCAGCAUGUGGUAGAUGUCAUUGAAGAGACUGGAUUAUACUUUGUAACUGACUCAACGUUUGAUUUUGACCUAUGUUCUUUAGAUAAAAACACUGUUCAUAAAUUACAAAGCUACCUAACGGUCAAGUGAACAGAUAUACGCUUUAGAGUGAUCAUUAGGACAAAAUCAUUGGACUGUGGAUUCACAAUUGCAAAUAGGUUAAACUGAUAUUUUGUGGAGGAAGCCCUGGAAAAUUACACUAUGAACUUCCAAAUGAAAUUAGUACAUUUAUUUAUUUCAAGUCUAAGAUGCUUUAAAGUUUUUAUUAUUAAAAAACAGUAGUUGAUUUAAUGUAGGCCACUUAAAGUUAGGGUUAAAAUAUCUUAAAUAAAUAAGCAUACAUAAAAUAGAAGGAACUAAUUAAUAUAUUGUUUUGUUUUUUAAUUGGGUAUGAAACUUUAAAACGACUGCAGGAACAUUUUGAUAUACAAUCUCAGUUUUUAAGUUACUGUAAUGGUUUUCAAUGAUUUCUAGUUUUUAUAUCAGCUACUUCUAACAUUUUUAUUUUCACCUAAAUUCCUUUUCCUAAAAAAUUCAUAACAGAGAAAGAAAAUUAAUGAUCUUGUGUACAUUUACAAAGUGAAAAAUGAUUAAUAAACUCGGAAAUGGGCUUCUAA
Limulus polyphemus (Atlantic horseshoe crab) is the source of this 2201-nucleotide messenger RNA. Its product is annotated as protein AF-9-like. The record is from RefSeq and is a predicted model, not a curated record. The transcript is spliced from 4 exons. Lineage: Eukaryota; Metazoa; Arthropoda; Merostomata; Xiphosura; Limulidae. Gene Ontology annotation, cellular component: super elongation complex. The coding region runs from base 196 to 1674 and encodes 492 amino acids.